Botrytis cinerea B05.10 is the source of this 1165-nucleotide messenger RNA. RefSeq lists its product as hypothetical. Lineage: Eukaryota; Fungi; Ascomycota; Leotiomycetes; Helotiales; Sclerotiniaceae. The coding region runs from base 191 to 1018 and encodes 275 amino acids. The record is from RefSeq and is a predicted model, not a curated record. The transcript has 6 exons. Gene Ontology annotation, biological process: transmembrane transport.
GCGACAGCUCAGCCCAGACAAUAGGUAGUUAGACUCAGCCCCAAUCGCAAUCAUGUCGACUGAAAAGCCUCUUCCUUUCGUUUACCAGUUCGCUGCUGGUGCGAUCGCCGGUGUGUCUGAAGUACGUUAUUUCUGCUGUAUAUCCAGGACCAUAGAGCUAAAUUAUGUGCCAUUGCAAUAGAUUCUUAUUAUGUACCCGUUGGAUGUCGUAAAGACUAGAGUACAACUGCAAACCAGCUCUGCGGGGCCAGAUGGCUACAAUGGCAUGGUGGAUUGCUUUAGAAAGAUCAUUAAGAACGAAGGUGUCUCACGACUAUACCGCGGAAUCGAAGCCCCAAUUCUGAUGGAAGCUCCUAAACGUGCCACUAAAUUUGCAGCCAACGAAUCUUGGGGAAAGUUUUACCGUGAUAUAUUCGGUGUCGCCAAAAUGAACCAAUCCCUCUCCAUUCUCACCGGAGCUACCGCCGGAGCUACCGAGUCUUUCGUAGUCGUCCCCUUUGAACUCGUCAAGAUCCGUCUGCAAGACCGCGCCUCUGCCGGAAAAUAUAGCGGAAUGGUUGAUUGCGUUAGCAAGAUUGUAAAGGCCGAAGGUCCACUAGCUCUCUACAACGGACUGGAAAGUACAAUGUGGAGACAUGUCUUAUGGAACGCCGGAUACUUUGGAUGUAUCUUUCAAGUCAAGGCAUUGAUGCCCAAGCCCGAAAACAAGAAGCAAGAAAUGAUGGUCAACAUGAUUUCCGGAGCAAUCGGUGGUACCACCGGUACAAUCCUCAACACCCCAAUGGAUGUCGUCAAAUCGCGUAUUCAAAAUAGUCCCAAGGUUGCCGGAUUAGCACCAAAAUACAACUGGGCAUGGCCAGCUCUCGGUACAGUGAUGAAGGAGGAAGGUUUCGCAGCACUAUACAAGGGAUUCUUACCUAAGGUCCUCAGAUUGGGACCUGGUGGAGGUAUUUUACUCGUCGUAUUCACCGGAGUAACAGACUUUUUCAGAAAGAUGCGCGCAGAGAAGGGACUAUAGAUUUGUUCACCCGGUUGUGAAGGUGGGAUUGAUAAUGAAAAAAUGAGUGGGUCAUUUCAUCCUUGUAUAUCUAUGUCAUUUGAAUAGAAGCACAGGAAAGAUUUAGAGGGCAUUAGAAACAAUUUAAAAUUCAAGAGAUAUCAUUCA